Gopherus evgoodei (Goodes thornscrub tortoise) is the source of this 1852-nucleotide messenger RNA. RefSeq names its product MOB kinase activator 2 (gene MOB2). The record is from RefSeq and is a predicted model, not a curated record. Gene Ontology annotation, molecular function: protein kinase activator activity. Gene Ontology annotation, cellular component: nucleus; cytoplasm. Gene Ontology annotation, biological process: positive regulation of protein phosphorylation; signal transduction. Bases 51 to 935 code for a protein of 294 amino acids. The transcript has 6 exons. Lineage: Eukaryota; Metazoa; Chordata; Testudines; Testudinidae.
UGGCCAUUCCCCUCAGCUUUUCCCUCCCAUCCUCAUUUUCUCUUUGUACCAUGGUUGGGGAUCAUUGUAACCUCUCUGGAGACAGACCCGUACUCUCCCAGAAUCCCAAAACUGGAUUAAGCUGCAAAAUGGUUCUACAGGCGGUGGGUAAAGUGCUAAGGAGGAAAGAGCAAACAGGAGUGGGAAAUUCUGCUGUACCAAUAUAUACAGUGUAUACCAGAUGUACUCUGUUCCCCUUUCUUCCCAGGAAAUCCAAGGGAAAACCAAAUGGUAAAAAGCCAGUACCAGAAGAGAAGAAACUCUACCUAGAGCCAGAAUACACAAAGUUGAGAAUUACUGACUUUGAAUUCAAGGAGCUAGUGAUGUUACCGCGAGAAAUAGACCUCAAUGAAUGGCUAGCCAGCAAUACAACGACCUUCUUCCACCAUAUCAAUUUACAGUAUAGUACAAUCUCAGAAUUUUGCACAGGAGAGUCGUGUCAGACCAUGGCCGUGUGCAAUACACAGUACUACUGGUAUGAUGAGCGGGGAAAGAAGAUAAAGUGCACAGCCCCUCAGUACGUUGAUUUUGUCAUGAGUUCGGUGCAGAAGCUAGUGACAGACGAGGAUGUCUUUCCUACAAAAUAUGGCAAAGAAUUCCCCAACUCCUUUGAGUCCUUAGUGAAGAAGAUUUGCAAAUAUCUGUUUCAUGUGCUGGCCCACAUCUACUCCUCCCACUUUAAGGAGACUUUGGCACUGGAGCUGCAUGGACACUUAAAUACACUCUACACACACUUCAUCCUAUUCAUCAGGGAGUUCAACCUGGUGGACCCUAAAGAAACCACCAUCAUGGAUGACCUCACGGAGAUCCUCUGCAGCAGCAGCGGCAGUGGGAGCAGUAGUAAUGGGAGUGGCAACAGCAGCGCAGGAGCACAGAACCACGUGAAGGAGAGAUGAGCCUUCCUAUGGAGCAAAACUAACAUUAACAUAAAAACAAUAUUAUAUAUUCUAUAUAUGUGUGUGUAUGUAUAUGUGCAUAUAUAUAUAUACAGACAUACACAGCGAUGAAAGUUUAAGCAAUUAUGCUGCCACCACAGGACGUGUAGUCAUAUGGACUGUACGGAGCUUUUGUUAAUGCACCAUCUGGUGAGAAGUUGCACCAAUCUUCUUUUAUUGUUUUCCUCAUGUUCCUUCUUUCUUUUUCCCCUGUCAGAUGGCUGACGGAUGCUGUUUUUAGAGAAGAACCAUGUUUUUGAGUUGGGCUGCUGUUUUUCUUUUUUUGGUCUGUUUCUUCAGUCUUGAGUGCAAGCCCUUCUGUCUUUCUAGGAUGGUGGUACUGCCAUUUUAAAAAUAUAUAUUAUGUUAUAAGAAGUGACUUUUACUUUGAAGUGGCUUAAAUGCAGAUUUUGUUUUGGGGUUUGGUUUUUACAUAGACUCCCCCUCCCAAUUUUGCAUAGAGUCCUCAGUCAAUUGCAUCUUGCCCUUUGCUGGCUUAUAAUGGGAAGAAGAGAUGCCUGGCUUGACUGCAGUAGCAGUAGGUGCUCGCUACAAAUCUGAUGGGUGUGAUUCUUCAUCUGGCUAUGAAGCUGCAAGAGGAUCCACAAGCCUUUCUGCUUGUUGCUCCAACAAAAUACAUCUACUUGUUUCUCUGCCCCUCCCGUCUCAGGCACACAUCCAGGAAUAGUAGUAGUGAGAUCGUCGGGGUCUGUAAGAGCCACCACCAUUUACUUCCCAUAGAAAAGGGGGCCAGAGGGAGAAGGGUGCACUGAGUCAGUCACCGGCUGUGAUAGAGAGAUGGCUGUUGGCAUAAAAUUAUAUUGUUGGCUUAUUUUUAGUUCAUCUGUUCAAUAAUAAUAAAAAAAAUUUCUAUCAGG